GAGCUGUUAUUGACACUCCCAUCGCUGGGGAGCUUCUGCACAAACCCUAAUGGAGGACGAGGAAGUGGCGGCGGUCCUGCGGGGCGACAUGGAGGAGUUCUCGGCGUCUGCCACCGUCGUCCCCUUCGAUUCGGCGCGCCCGCUCCUCAGAGGUCCCGUGCCUGCCGGCCCCGCCGACGAUCCCGCUGCUGGCCCCUUCGUCCUCGCCUUCAGAGACUCCGCCGCAUGGAGAUCCGCUUACAGGGCCACCGAAUCCAUGAUCAUCGACCAGUGCGAGGCUGGAGCACGCGUUGGAUGCUCAAUCUCUGCAUCAAACAAGUGUAAACCCCCAUGGUGGAAAUUUCUGUUUGGAAUAACUGCCAUGGAUUAUGCUGAGCGAGAACAAUGUGAGGAACGAGAAAUGGCUUCAUGUCUUGCAGCUGCAAAAGACACAUGCGUUCAAUUUGCAAAAGAGAAAUGCCUGCAGCCCUUCAGAGAUGCAAGGAUUGCUUAUGACAAUCUGAAAGGAACUCCACAGUUUGUUCUCUGGGGUAAUGAUACUGUUGAAACUGAAUUUGGAGGCACAAGCAAGGAGUCUGAGCUAGCUUCUUAUCAGCAAGAAACUUUCGACGGUUCAUCGAAAUGCGACUCUGGGGUAACAAAUUAUAGAGGAAGUGUCCUAAUGGGGAUUGUGGCUUCUGAAAAUAUUGCAACAACUUGAGUUGAUUGACCAAGAAAUAAAAGAAGAAUAACAUCAUGUAGCAUAAUUUUAAUGAGAAGCCACAAAUGCUGCAUUAUCGA
Musa acuminata AAA Group (dessert banana) is the source of this 780-nucleotide messenger RNA. RefSeq lists its product as uncharacterized. The coding region runs from base 50 to 700 and encodes 216 amino acids. The record is from RefSeq and is a predicted model, not a curated record. The transcript is spliced from 2 exons. Gene Ontology annotation, cellular component: plastid. NCBI's taxonomy places the organism in Eukaryota, Viridiplantae, Streptophyta, Magnoliopsida, Zingiberales, Musaceae.